UUAUUUUACGUAUUUAGAAUUUAGAUAUGUACAUAAGUAUAUUGGGCUCAAUUUGUGUGACAAAAACAAUUACGUUCUAAUUUAGAUUUUGUUUAAAGUACAGAGCAAUAGAAACCAUUCUGCUAGGGGAAAUGACGAAGCCAAAUAACAAUGUUUAUAAUCCAAACGACGACUUAAUUGUUAGAUCGUUGAGAAAUUUUGGUUUAUCUUAUCUUAAUGUCAGAAGAGAUAAUGCAUCUGUGGCGUAUGACGAAAUGAGAAAAGAAUUUAUGGCGAAUGGUUCCGAACCAAUUGAUUUUACAACAGAAACACACUUGAAACCAGUUGAAACUAUUCCUGAAACAUUGCAUUUAGAAAAAAAUAAGAAAACAGCAAAACAUUGUGCCACAGGUAGUCCAACAUAUUUCAAAAAGUUUCCACAUGAAAUAAAAAAACGUGAAAGAUGUAACAGUGACAGAACCAGAUUAAAUCAAUCAUUCAUGGAAAAUCGUUGUGUUUUUUGCAGCAAUAACAACGAACCACUUGAAGUUGUUAAAAGUCAUUCAGUUCGUGAUGUAUUUGGACGGGUUUUGUGUCCCAAGCUAAGAACAUAUAUUUGUCCAAUAUGCAAUUGCUCUGGAGAUUUAGCACAUACUGUUAAAUAUUGCCCAAAGAAGCCAGUUAUAACAAUGGAAGAUGCAAUAAUGUUAGAAAAUCUAAAAUAUAGCGACAUACCUAAAAGAUAUGAAAAAUUUCGUUAAAUUUAUUUUAAAAUUUUAACUUGUUUGCUUUUAUGCAAAACUUAACAAAGCAAUU
Molecule: messenger RNA, 795 nt
Organism: Condylostylus longicornis
Lineage: Eukaryota; Metazoa; Arthropoda; Insecta; Diptera; Dolichopodidae
Gene: nanos
Exons: 2
Coding region: 132-740 (202 amino acids)
Biological process (GO): oogenesis; negative regulation of translation
Cellular component (GO): perinuclear region of cytoplasm
Molecular function (GO): mRNA binding; zinc ion binding
Source: RefSeq, a predicted model, not a curated record